GAACACAAUCGUUGCUAUCGGAACACCUCGAUAUUAGUGUUCCGAUGGAGAAUUAAGUUAUUUGUGGAAGAAGUUUUGAAUGAGUUCCAGAAAUCAGGCAUAAUGGAUCGAUAAAGAACAGAGCUAGAGUACAAGUGGAGCCGAAGCCAAGAGGCUUCAGAAUUUGUUAAAAAGGAUGGCGUCUGCUGUCAGGGGGAGAUUUGGUGCUCAUUCCAACUUAAACAUCUUUUCUGGAACAUGGUCAGAAAGACAAUAUCUUUAUGUUUUGUCAAGAAGCUUUGGAUUAAAGAGCAAUUUAUUUCACCCCAAAAAACAUUCAAAAGGAAAAUCCAAACUGUUUGUAUCCUCUACAGAUCGAAACUUUGAGCGUAUGGAACAUGAAGCUCUUAUGUAUCAAGGUGGAAGAGAUAAAAUAACAAAGAACCGUGAGGUACCAAGUCCUAAACAGAUUUUCAGUUUUCUAGAAGAACGUGUGGUUGGACAAGAAAGAGCUAAAAAGGUCCUUUCUACUGCUGUCUACUACCAUUAUAGAAGAAUUCAACACAACCAGCAGCUCAUUUCAAGUGGGAGACAACAUUCUGCUGAGCAGUUUGUUCAUCAAAAUCUGCAUGCUAAAUCCUUAGCACAUCACGCAAUGAAAUACCAUCCACACCUGGAACUACUGGGACAGACAGACUACUUUAGCACCACUGUCCCAAACCACUUACAGCAGCUUUUGGAUGCUGGCAUUCCAAAUUCUGUUCAAAAGAAUACAGUUUUGGAAAAGAGCAACAUCUUGCUCUUCGGCCCGACGGGAUCUGGUAAAACUUUACUAGCUAACGCAGUGGCCGAGUUUCUAGAUGUGCCGUUUUACGUCGGAGACUGUACCUCCCUGACGAUAUCAGGCUAUGUAGGCGAAGAUGUGGAAUCCUUGCUCUCUGGACUCCUCAGUAAUGCUAAUAAUGAUUUAGAGAGGUGUCAACAAGGAAUAAUUUUUCUUGAUGAAAUAGACAAGCUGAAGAAAACCUCGUCCCCUAAUUCAGACCGGGAUGUUGGUGGGGAGGGAGUGCAGCAGAGGCUUCUCAAGAUUCUAGAGGGUGCAAAGGUCAGAGUUCCUGACAAAAGGUCAAUGCCAUCAUCCUACAAAGAGAUUGAUACCACCAACAUCCUGUUUGUGGGAUCCGGAGCUUUCAACGGCCUCGACAAAAUCAUACAGAACAACAAAGACACAAAGGUUUAUGGCUUUGGACAGCAAAUGCAGGAACAAACAGAUGAAGAUAGUCUGAUGUCCGAGGUGGAGCCAAAAGACAUUAUCAAAUUUGGCAUGAUCCCCGAGUUUUGUGGUCGCAUGCCUAUCCUAGUCCCGUUCCAUGGACUUUCAACAGAAAUGCUCGUGGAAAUCCUGACAAAGCCUAAGAAUGCUGUAGCAAAUCAGUUCAUAGCCCAAUUUAGGACGGAGAAAUGUCAGCUGGUUUUCACGCCUGAUGCAUUGCACACCAUUGCAGAAUCAGCCUUUCAAAAGAAAGUUGGAGCUCGGGGUCUCCGGUCGUUGUUGGAGAACCUGUUAGAAGAAGCAUUGUUUGAAGUGCCGAACUCAAACAUCAAGAAAGUAAUUAUCACAAAAGAAGUGGUCCAAGGACAUCAACCUCCAAAUUAUUUCACCUCCUGAUGAUUGGUGUAUUAAUACCAAUAUCAUGUUGUCUGUGAUAGUCUGGUUUUACUUGUACUUACAACUGCAACUUACUUCAAUAAAGUAAAAAAAAAA
Molecule: messenger RNA, 1744 nt
Organism: Pecten maximus
Lineage: Eukaryota; Metazoa; Mollusca; Bivalvia; Pectinida; Pectinidae
Product: ATP-dependent Clp protease ATP-binding subunit ClpX-like
Exons: 10
Coding region: 176-1648 (490 amino acids)
Biological process (GO): protein catabolic process; proteolysis
Cellular component (GO): mitochondrial matrix
Molecular function (GO): ATP hydrolysis activity; ATP binding
Source: RefSeq, a predicted model, not a curated record